This is a messenger RNA of Osmia bicornis bicornis, 4708 nucleotides long. RefSeq names its product amphoterin-induced protein 2-like. The coding region runs from base 1437 to 3389 and encodes 650 amino acids. Gene Ontology annotation, molecular function: protein binding. Lineage: Eukaryota; Metazoa; Arthropoda; Insecta; Hymenoptera; Megachilidae. The record is from RefSeq and is a predicted model, not a curated record. Gene Ontology annotation, cellular component: extracellular matrix. The transcript has 8 exons.
AACCUACGUAAUACUAUAGCAAAUACUGCCAAUCACAAAAUAAUACAAACUCGAGAUUCCUGAAGUAGACCGGGCAAUGAAUUUCUUUUCCGCGAGUUUAUAAGUCGAUUUGUACAUACAUACGUAUAUACGUUAUGCAUAUGUAUUCAAGGUGUACAAUUUGUUAGGUUAAGAGAAAACCAAGAGAUGGGGCUCUUUCGAAUACCGGCAGAACAGUGUUUGAAAAAAAAACUAGUUUCUUUUGACACUAACUACUCGUCAAAUUAUUUAAAUAUAUCACAUUCUAGCAUUCUGUGUUUCUGCGAGCAAUUUGUUUUAUUGAUAACGAGUAAACAACUUGUUUCCUAAACGAUGGACAAUGGGAAAUCGAUAUGGCAUAGAUAUGGUACGUGUCACUCGUAUGUUUGAAAGCGUUUGUUCACGUAGUCAAUGCGUGAUUGAGUGAUGAGUGCAACACGUCGAAUUCUGAAGAAUUGGAAGCGGAGGUCAGGCAUUACGCCAGCAUUGCGAAAUGCCGGGAAUAGGGAUCUUAUGAUCUUGACUAGGAACAACGACCUGCCAACCCCACUCGUAUUUCUACGGGAAAUGAGUGAAAGAGGGACAGAGAGGGAAUCGAUUAAUUUUGCAAUUGACAUUAGCAUGAAACGACAGGAUAGCGAGGAUAAUAUCAAGAGAGGGAAUUUAAUGGUAGAUGACGUGCAUCUUUACUUCGUACUUAAUCAACCGGAAAUGUUACACGUGUUGUUCAACGAGUCUUGAUUUUCUGUCGAAACGAAGGUCUUGUAUCGGAUAUCUAUCGCACAGAGGUAAUUAGCGAAACGUAUGAUUUUGCAUUAUCGCAUCAUCUGUAGCUGAACAGAGGUAAAUGAAUAGAUUUAUGACGGAAUUACAGUCGUAAGUCUGGUGUAUUUUUUGGCGCUUAUAUCCUCCUGAAAUUAUGUGAGAAUGACUUUGGCAAACCGCCAAUGUUCCCCGGACUGUGCGGAGACAACAUGUACGGAGCAAUGAACUUUAGGAAAGCGUGACUUCAGACAAGAUUUUCUCUCUUUUCUUUUCGACGGAUUUUUAGUUGUAUAAAAUUCCAACACAAUUCGAUUGUUCCAUUUUCUUCAUUCACCGCCGUUUUCCACCGGCUAUUCAUCGUUGUAUCCGAAGCGUGGAGAUACCCUUUGCGUUUCCGUUCGCCGCAUAGGAAACACAGGAAGAACUACCCCUUUUUAUCCGUCUCCCUUUGAAUCAUCGUUUUCUAAUACAACGUACAAGAGGUUGUUGGCCACCCUAUUCUUGUAAAGGAAGCCACAAACCGCCUUUGACCAUAAUGCUCUUAACAAGGCGUAAAAGACAUAGUAUUCCCAGCAGUGGACUCAAACAUUCCUGACAUCGCAUACUGAUGGUGGUCGCGAAUCUGUAGUUAAUUACACACAAAGGUCCGAUAGAUGCAAUCAACUGCACUACCGUGCUUCCCUAAUGCAUCACAUCUACAUCCAAAUCUACAUCUACGUCAAGGGCAGUUCCAGUCGAGGAGGGGUUCAUAUGGAAUGGCAUCACGUGGACCGUCGACGACGACGUUGCCAAUCGCGAUAGCGAUGGCCGUCGCGAUGUCAGUGAUGGCAAACGGUCUCUGCCCGACCCAAUGUCGUUGCGACGACGAGAGUUUGCGAGCGUCCUGCGCUUACGCGGGCCUCGAGGUCGUUCCGAUCCAGCUGAAUCCGGAAAUCAAACACUUGGAUCUGUCGAACAAUCGUGUCGGGAAUAUUCACCUAUCGUUCGGGUUCUACGGUAACCUGGAGACACUUGAUCUCACCUCGAACGCAAUUCACACUCUCGGUUCAGACAAUUUCGUCUUCCAAAAGGGGCUGAUCACGUUGAACGUAAGCAAUAACGCCGUGAGGGCAUUAGCAAAGAAUUCGUUGCAAGGAUUGGACUCGUUGAAGGAGUUGAAUCUAUCGAGCAAUAAUAUUUCCGACAUGGACGAGCAAGCAUUCAAGAGUACCAGCGAAUUGGAGAUACUAAAUCUCUGCGACAACUCGAUCACAAGUUUGCCGGAAGGACUGUUGAAGAACCUACACAAGAUUCGUACGUUGAUCUUGAAGAGGAACUCGCUAUUGGAAAUACCAACCGCGAACUUGGCGUUGGCGCCCAGUCUGGAGAAGGUUGAUCUCUCGGACAAUCUGAUACAGGAGCUGGACAGGGACUCGUUGCCGUCGUUGCCGUCGUUAGUCUCGUUAGAUCUCGCGAACAACGUUAUCAGGAAUAUCGCUGACGACGCGUUCGAUCGUCUACCGGACCUGCUGCACCUGGACCUGUCCGGCAACAACCUGACCUCCGUGCCCACGUCCGCGUUGGCAAGGCUAAACGUUUUAUCGAACCUGAUCCUCAGUCGGAAUCCUCUCGGCAACCUAGGCCCCGUUGGAUUCCGUAAUCUGUUCGAGCUAAGGAGCCUCGAGUUAAACGACUGUACGAUCGUUAGCGUUCACGCCAGAGCGUUCGCCGACAAUGUGAAUCUUGAACGCAUCUCGUUGGACGGUAAUCGAGGGUUAAAGGAGCUACCAGCCAGGGUUCUUUACAGCGCGAGAUAUCUGAAAUGGGUCUCGCUGCGUCGUUGCAGCCUGUCGACCCUGCAACCCACCCAAUUCCCAGUUGACGGUUUGUCGUCACUUCGCGUCGGCGGCAAUCCCCUGGUCUGCAAUUGCUCGGUGCAUUGGCUGUGGAACGUUAUCAGGGCGGAAGAACGACGGAACGAGUCGAGGCUCGAGUUGGAUAGCCGCGAUAUUAUCUGUACCGACGAGGAAUUCUCCGGCAAAGCGUUGAUCGCUCUGUCGGAAGGUUCUUUGCGUUGCCGACUGAGCCCUCUUUAUCUGUCGUUGUCGGCUGCCGGUUGUCUAGCCGCGACGGCGACCAUCCUGGCGGUGAUAGCUCAUCUGACACGAUCCAAGAGGAAGAAACGUCUGGCGUACGCCGCGCCCAACCGACCGGAGUUUCUCGUCUACGUGGGAAGGAACAACGACGAGCUGGACAAGAACGCCGAGUCGUACAGCAGAAGACUGUUAGCCAGGAACGAGGACACCUCUUACGACACACCUCGAGGAAAGGCCGGACAACGUAGCCCUCAGUCGCAAGACACGAACAUUUACGAAACACCUAGGCACGUUAGGACCAAUCGACGGGAAGAAGCGACGGAACCGUAUGCCAGGCAAACGGAAGAGGGUGUGUACGCGGUGGCCGACGUGACCGAUCUCCGCGACGAACAACCGGAAGUGCUGUCGCUUUAUCGCAUGCAGACUCCGACUGCACCCAGAUCGAACCGGGUGGACUACGGUUACGACUACGAGUACGAUUACGAGUACGAACCACCGCUUCCGCAGAAGCCUCACGUCGUGUUCGUUUGAACCGUCGAACUCUAUUUUCCAUCAAGAUUCUUUCCCAAUAGAAGCCCCUACCCUCGAUAGGGUUCGGGAUCUGUUCGAGCUGAUCUUCUAACGCCGACACGUGGUACGGUAAUCCUUCGGUUACCGAAAGUAUCGAUGAACUGUCGUCCAUUGUACGGGCUGCUAGAAUCACUGGCUUUGAACAGUUUUAGAUUCGUAGAUUCGAAUCGUGCCGGUACACAGAACAGAGGGUAUCGUCCACGCGGUGAAUGGCAGAGGAAGCCAGGAUCAACCGGUGGACAGAGUUGAAAAUGAAAUGUCUUCCGAGAUAGUUGCGACGCUGGAGAAGCAGAAUGCAUUUUCGCUGAGGGAACGCAAUCUGAUUCGGAAUGUAAAUUGUACGGCGCGUAAACCGUUGCCGGUUCUAGCCGGCCAGGCUCGGGGAACGUAUUUAUUUUCACGGAUUGCGUCGGAUUCCGUUGGUUCAGUGCAAAUGCUGCGCGCCGUGUUUCAAGGCGGGCGGUGUUCAUUUCGCGUUUAAACGUAGUGACAAAUCAAAUCAAAGCAGCGUCUCGUUAGUCCGUUUAAACCCUCCUACACUGCCAGCAUCCCAAGAUUACUCUUCCCAUUUCGCUCUAUCCCUCAAUUUCUAACAUCCCUCUCCAUCUGUCUCUCCUAGUACACCUACAAUUAUCGCGUCUUUGUCCAAGGUAUCCCCUCGUUCCUUUUCGUUUCUACUUCGGCAAAGUCCGCGUUUAGGUAGGGCCUGGUAGGCUGAAGGAUCUUGAAGAUUUUUUGCGAAACACCUCGGCUACCUCGAGCAAAGAUUUCUACGAGAAACGAGCUGAAAUGAGGGAAUGGAAAACACGUGGUUCACGCGUUUCUACAUUUUUCUUUUUUUCUCUUGUUAAACACCCCGGACACGUUGGUACACACCUGAAGGGAGCAAAAGACACGUUAGGAUUCGUAAUUAGACGGUCCCUCUUCUUUUCUUCUGUUUUUACUUUGUCUGCUUGUCGCCGUCGACAGAAGAGAACCGUCUUCAGGAUCGUUGUAAAUUGAAGCAAUAAUAGGCGCGACCUUUACUCUUAGGGACACACUACGACACUGAGUAUAUUUAAGGACGAGAUUACGCGUUUAUACAAACGUAAGCGUACAUGUACAGUGAGCGUAAAAGGUGUUUGGACACCGUUUAAGAAAGAAUACCUCAUUUAAAAUUCGACUAAAUGAUUUGAAGUUUCUUGAGAAGUUAUACUAAUUAUACUAAGAUAUGUGCUUUUGUCGUUUUAAAAAAUUACAAUUUGUUGAAAUCGUGAAAUAGUGAAGGAUAAUUUUUCAUC